AUUGUGGUCAUGUUGAUUUGAUGAUCCACAAAUACAAAGCUCGCCGUGACUGGGUGUUGAUUACAACUCGAGGAAACACCGGUUGCAGGUGGCUUUGGCGGCUCUUACCCUCACUACCAAAUAAUCUUCACAACUCAUGGGCACCCUAGUAUGAUGAGCCCUCCACUUGACGAACAUGCCGUUCUCGAAGAUCAAGAGCUUUUUUUCCCGUCUAGCCAAGGGUUCAGCUUCGGGAAAGUUUUCAUGUACUUACCUAACGGAACACCUUUACCUUUUUUUUCUUUUUUGCACCAGCAGCUGACUUUUGACUCGUCGAGGUGUCACUUUCGAAUCCGCUUCAUCUAGUAUGUACAUCUUUUUCUUCAUCUACAAACAAUUGGUAUCUAGAAUAUGUGACUACAUCAUCUUAUUGCUCUUUUCUCUGCCUCAUCAGCAGCUGGGACCUUCACUUCCGAAGUUUCGAUAAGCGCGAACCCGGAGCUUCUGGCUCAGAGCCCAGAAGUUGAUAUACGAGAUGUGUACGAAAUCGGAAAAAUUUUGGGCUCAGGCUCCUUUGGGCAGGUACGAGAGUGCAAGUGCCGACAAGGAGGGCAUGUUCGCGCCGUCAAGAUAGUAGAAGCAGACGACACCGAUGGAGAGUGGUCUUUUGAUUCUUCUUUUUUGUGUGCAAUUUCCUUAUCCUCUUCCGGACUUCAUGAUUGAAGAUAUACAGACUUUAAUGAUUGUGUUGCUCUACAAGUAUUUCCAACCUACUUCUAGAUCUAGUAGUUACGUCGAAAAACGUGAUUUUACGACACUACAAAAAACAGGUCUCGUCAGGUGGUGUUUGUGCGCGAGGUGGGACUCUUGCAGCAGCUGGAUCACGAGAAUAUCGUGAAGUUUUACGAUUUCUUCGAGGAUCCAGAUUUCUAUUACAUUGUGAUGGAAUUCUACACUGGCGGAGAGCUCUUCCAGCGGAUUCUGGAGAUCAAGCGUUUUUCCGAGUGCGAUGCAGCAUUUCUCGGUUUCCAGAUGAUGCUGGCGCUUGAGUACAUCCAUUCCCUGCGCAUCGUCCAUCGCGAUGUGAAGGCUGAGAACUUCCUUUUCACUGCACCAGGGUCCAUUUACAACACACCGCUGAAAUUGAUCGAUUUCGGGAUGGCGGUAAAGCGGCAGGACGACCAGCAAGUACUCCAUGAGCUGUGUGGCAGUCCCCACUACCUUGCUCCGGAGCUGAUCGGCCAGCAAUACAACCACUUGGUGGAUUUCUGGGCCCUAGGAGUACUGCUCUACCUGCUCAUGUACGGAAGAUAUCCCUACGACGCGAAGGACCCGCAGGAACUAAUGGUAAAUCGCACACUUUGUUGUGAUGAGAAGAAACUUCGUAAGUAAUUUCAUCUCUUCCUCAGCACGUGCGUGUCUUUGAAAGUUAUAUGGAAUGGGGAUUUUGCACAUGGGGACCAAUAGCAGCCUGCUCGAAAAAAAAAUAAAUUUUCUUGAACAGAGAUGGUAGAUAUAGGCGGGCACUUUCGCUAGCUCGCUAAGCUAUUUAGUAGAGAGGCGCGCGGCCUGAAAGGAUCGCGGCAGCUGGAGAAUGCAGGCGGCGGGAGUGUGGCUGUUGGCGAGACAGCUGACGCAGUACGCUGACGCAGAUCGCCCUCUUUUGCUGCUUCGUGUGAUGUCCCGGAGCUUGGCUUGUCGUUCCAUGGCCAGGCCUGUCGCUCUUUCCUGCCCUUCGGACAGGAGGGCUCGGAUUGUUUCAAAUUUCUGGAGACUUCUGAGGCUCGCGAGAAAUUUGAGACGAAAAAUGGGGUGCUUGUGCAAAAUCCCCAAAUGCGUCAUCUAGUGGGGAUAGAAAUUGGGGAUCGCGAUUUGGGGAUUUUGCACAGGCAUGAUUUUCCAGGAGGCAAGCCAAAAACUUUCGAGCGCUUGUGCAAAGUCCCCAAAUCGCGGCAUCCACCCGGAACCUAGUGGCAAGAAGCUCCCUCUAAUCAACCACUUUCCCCCGGAGCCUCGAGCAAAACCGCGAAAGGGCCGCGUCCUCGUCGGCAGCUUGUGCCAGACUGUCGCACUCAUAGCUCACACGCCCUCCGCUGAGUGCAGUCCUCGAGCUUCCGCGAGCCUGGCCAUUUGCCUCUUACCUAGCUAGGUAGCCCACUCAUUGCAUAUAGCUAGGUAGGACGCCUCAUCAUCAUCCAAACUUCAAAAAUUUUCGCCAAGCUGCUUCUAGUGCUCCCCAUGUGCAAAAUCCCCACUCCAUAAGUUAGUUGAUGUUGGCUUGUAAUGAAAUGAAUACAAUUACAACUUCUCCUCCUGCGUAAUACCUCAUCAAGGUCUUCAACGUGCUAUUAUACUUUUCAACAUCCUUAUUCCUUGCAAUUUGAUGAACUUACAAGAUACAACAGGUGAAGAUUUUGACGGAGAAAAUUGAGUGGCGGCAUCCGAAAGCUCGAAUAGGGGAUGCUGCGAAAGGCUUUCUAGGAUGCUUGCUGGAUCGUGACGUGCGCACUCGUUAUAGUUCACGAAAGGCCAUGAAGCAUCCGUGGGUUGUGCAGAAUAUGCUUCGCGUGGAGACGCACAUCAAACCAGUGAACAAGACGAACAUACUCGCUCUGAAGUUUAUUCAGGAACUGAUCCGGGAUGGAAAGAAGCUGGUCCCACUUUCCAGACAUGGUAGCAAGGAACAGGUUGAACCAGAAGCCGCAGCGACUACCGCGCCACAACAGAAAGACACCAAGGAGAAAGAACACAGUACUACCUAUUUCGCUACUCACGUCAAUGCUAUGCAUCUUCAUGUUACUUAUGGUGCUUGGGAUUUCUGCUGCCCGUUGAACGGGGAGUUUCCUCAAAAGAUGGUGCUAAGUAUAUGAAAAUGAAUCAUCAUGGAUGUGUACUACUUGAUGACAACGAUUAACAUGUAUUUUGAACCACGUGUGGUCUAAAAAUCGUCUUCGCAACACCAGGGACCCCAACGACUGGCGCGUCCACCAGUACCGGAAAGAAUAAGAAAACUCGGCCUAGCGGCAAGAAGGAUGAACUGCAGCCACCUGGAGCAGGAGAAGCGUCUAGGAAGUCAUCAAGUGGGCACUCGAAAUUGGCCGAGGCAAAAGAGAAAGCGGUGAAGAAGGAUCAGGCUACUGCGAGGCAGGCACACAAAACGGACAGCUCUGGAGGCAUUGUAGGCAGGAAGCGCGCGUCAUCGAAACAUGAGGACAGAACAAGCAAAAUUAGUUCUCCACCAAGUGCUGGCGCUGCACCGAAACAGCAGCAGCAGAUAAUAAAUGUCGAUGAUGCUGUUGAUAAUUCAGGAGCUAAAGCUCAAGUGCCAGGAGACGUUGUCAAGAAAAUAGCAGGAGACGAGGUGGCGGAACAAGAUAAGUCUAGUAGUACUAGUGCAAAGAAAGCUGUCGGUGGAGAGGACGCGACCACGACAGAAGCCAAAGUGGCAGCUACAUCAGGUACGUCUUCACCUUCAAGAGACGCCAAACCGCAACGUCAGGACGCACAAGCGGCAGAAGCAUCGGCAAAAUUGGCACUAGAUUCAGGUGCAGACGUGGUUGACAAGAGUACGGGUAGCGCGCCAGAUGGGGUCGACUCGAAGGACACAGGAGAGGACCGCGUUGUUGGCAGAAAAGAAGUAGAUGAUGAUGAGGCUGGCCGAAAAAUACGAGGGGAUGAGCCAGGAGACGCAGUAGUACCCCUCUCAGCGUCGGGGAGUGAGGCGGGAGAAACGUCGGUGGAGCGGAUUGAGGUGGACGUCGGAGCAAGGACAGAGGGUCCUCCCGGCGGAGGGAAGGACGAGGCUGGUCUUCUCAAUACUGGUAGAAUAGACUCAACAAGUCAACAGGCUGACGCUGGAGAAAGAGCAGUCGACACCGCGGGCCCCUCUAGCAGCGUUGAUAAUGGCCUCCCGCCUGUUCCGGCACCCUCAAAGACAUCGAACAUGCAAGCACCACAGGAGAGCUCGUCUUCGAAGAUACCUACGCUUUUGCAGGACCCAAUAAAAGAACUAGAGGACACUAAACCGCCAAUGAGUGACCGCGGCUCAGACGGGGCUCCCGACGAGCAGGACAUACCGCAAAGCUCGGCAGCUGAUGCCGACGAGUCUUCAGCGUAUGCACGAAGCUUCUACUUGCCGUGAGGUUGCUCUUGUUUGUAAUCCGAUCAAAUCUGUACUAAUACUAAACAACGAUAGAACCUAAAAAUCGUCCUAACAGAAGUUAAAGUCUCUAAAGAACUUUGGCUUAGUGUUAGUAAGUUAACGAGUUUAAGAAAUUAUCCAUGAGGGACAAUCUUCUUUAAUAUGCUAACGUGACAACGAAGUUCUCGUCUAAUGUUGCGAAGACGAGGAUGACUAUCAAUAUCAAACAACGGACGACGACGAUGAAGACUCAGACGAGGAUCCGGCUGAUCAGAAAGACACUUUCGAGGUCGAUGACACUGUUUACGAGCCCAUUGACAUUCCGAAAGAGGUCUUGCAUAUGGCGCGUCGCAGCUCAAUAGCCACGAGAAGGCUCGUCGAUACGAGUACUCAGCUUCAACUCUUUGAUAUCGCAGUUGCAGGAAUAAAACAUUCAUAAUCUAUCUGCAUCAAUGUUAAACUCCUUUGCGCGUGUUGUAGCUUGUUCUGCUUCUCUCUGCUGGUUUAAUUUGCACUUAAUAUCAAGAUGCAGCAACGUCAGCUAUAUUGCUAGUCAAGAUGACCAAAGAUUGACAAAACUGUCGUCACAGCAUUCGAGAGUGUACGAAAUCAGAAGUUACAGUUUAUCGAGGAGGAGUACAAGCGCGGUCUCCGAUACGGGCAUCGUAUGGGUGGACCUACGCCGUCAACGUCAGAAGCGUACUUUGCCGCUCCCAUGCAUGCAACUAAUAUGGCAGAAGACAACAACACCACGCAACGGAUGCUCAAAGGAUGGGUAAUUAUAGAGUAAUCAGCCGCAAACCCAUACUAGUGAAUCCCUGGUACAUAGGUUUAGGUUGGUCUUUUGCUCAGCUAGAAGUAUAGCUUAUGCUAUGAUUGAUGAACCGUUGCUCGUUCAACGGACAUCAAUUUGUAUUUGUACGUUUUAGUUUUACUUCUUGUCUCUAAUAUCGGCGAAGCCGUGAGCAUGACCAGCAUGCACAAGCCUUCUCUCGUAAUAGAGCCUGUUGGUGUUUUUGGAGCCCUAAAGCGAAGAAUGAGUACCUUCAUGGGGAUAGCAGAGUUACCAGAGGCAGGUGGGACUGGCGUUGUAAAACGUAAAAAUCCUUACUAGAAUUUCUAAUUAUUUCAUUCCAUUGUCUGCACCGCUAGCUCGCGUUUGGCGAACAGCUUGCUCCUUUUGGUUAACUCUUCGAAUUCUUUCAUCUUCUACCUUUUCUCGCAUCAUGAGAAUCUUCUCCCAGUCAGUCUUGAAAACUCGAUCUUCUUCAACUUCAGGCCCAAGCGAACAAGUGCAAAAUAACCGGAAUUCUAAGGGUCCAGAUGUGGUAACACGGAUGUCUCAAGUCACGACUUUACAGAAUGUCGGAGCCGCGCCAGCCGGUCCUUUAGGAAUUCCAAAAGAUUCAGGGAGGUAGCUUUUGCUUUUAUUUCGUAGCUUCGCUGUCGCCUUGGAUCUAUCACUUGACUUUUCAUUGAUACAUACUUAACGUGAAGAUGCUUCAUGCCACAGCCUAAAAAAUCGACGAGAGACCAUCUGAGUUGUAGAGAUGUAUCGGAAUCGUCAACUGCACAAAGAACAAUGAUGAUUUUGGCUAUGAGCAUGUUAAUGUUCCCACGAUUAUCAGUUUUUGGAUGAAGCCGGCCGGUCCUAAGGGAAGUACGAGUUUUUUCCUGCAGCAGAACCAGCUUUCACUCAACGCGGGUCCUUUACAGUCUAGCGCGAGCACCGUUGUUGCAAAUGGAGUCUCGAUGAAUCAUAUGAGUCUCGCAGCACAGCUCUUAGAAAAACGGAAUAAUGUAUUCUUUCAUUUUGUUGUUGACACAACGAACGGUGUUGACGAUGUCGACGCUGCAUAGAAAUAGUACUCUGUGCUGACGCUAUGUAUUGUACUUCUACAGUACAAUGAAGAAGUUCAAAUAUCUUGAAGUCAUUCUUCUCAGCCAUAUCGAAGAUUGAACAUGAGAUGAAACUUGUUUUAUCUUCAUCUGCUCAUCAGCAUCUUCUUCAGGUAUCCAAUCUGGCUUCGGUAGUGCCAAUAUCUGAAGAUCCUCCUAUGGACUCUGACACUAACUCCAAUUGCAGUCCAAAACCUCGUGGGUACAAACGCGGAGCAACGAUAGGAAACCUGUCCGAUCUAACCGCAAGUCCUGCCUCAAAACUGCCCCGGAGGUUGUCUUACAUAGGCUCCCUGCAACCCUUGCAAGAGCGGGCACUAGCUAGUAUGUUCCAGCAACAAAUUCCCGAGACGAUUGUAGAGCAACUUCGCGAGAGCUGUCUCAGUGUCGCUGAGGCAUCAGAGACGCUGGAAAAAUCGUCACCGAAUGGAGACGAGAGCACUUAAAUAGUACGGAUAAGGGGCAACGGCAAGGGAAGAUGCCUACAGCUAGAAGGAGGUCGCUUUGCGGCCGGAAAAAUUGCAUCAACAUCAAUGAGAAGGUAACUUAGAAGAAGUGAGAGCAAGAAGAAGUUUUAUGUUCGCUAUUCAGACAGAACGGAUGAAGGGUUUUCUAUGUAAGUAUCAGUCAGGUCUAGCAGAUGCAUUCGUGGUACACUAUUGCAUACUCUGCGUUCGUGGUGCAGUACUACUCACCUUACAUAUCGUAGCUUAUAAUUUGAAUAGUUAACGUGUCUUCCUAAUAUGCUUGCGCUUCUUAUUACAUUUUUGAUAUGAUCCUGAUCGAUACUAAUAUCGAAAGAGGUACAGAAACAGGUAACAAGGAUAUCAGUCACCCAUUCCUCUGCAUUUAACUUAUCGAAAUGAAAUGCGUCAGUCCGAAGUACAUAUUUAUAGAAAGAGUCAUCUGAUAAAAUGCUAGGUAGUAUCUAGCACUUGCACAACCGUUGUCUUGUGGUUGCCACCGGCUCUCGUACAAUUGACCUCGGCGCUCUUGACCUCGGCGCUCUUCGCUUGCAUGACGAUAUUCUCAAUAUUUAAUGCAACGAACAAGUACUUCUUAUCAUUUAUCAAUGAAUAUCUUUAUGAAAAAUGCGUGAUUCUGAAUCUUCUUGUUUACAAUAUUUACAUUAUCGAAUGCUGAUUAACUGAAAUAAAUGCAUUUAUAUUUAUUGGAGAAGUACUAGUUCCCGUGCAGAGCUGUUUAGCUGCACGCACGCGAUAAAAAUCAAUCGAAAUAGAUGUUCAGCAGGGUGUGAUGUUGGGGUUUUCCAGUAACGAUGAAGUUUACAUGGAUCUUCAAGUCACUUAAUGUAAGCUUUGCUAAUGGUUGGUGUAUAUAGUCCUUGCAAUGUAUCUAAAAUUCUUGGUCAGUUGUACCACAGGUAAAAGUUCUUUGAUGUUUCAGGCUGAUUAUGAAGUUCGUUGAGCUGCAGUGUUUACACAUGUUUAUUGGAGAAAACAGUAUUAUAAGUAUAACUUAGCGGAUGUACUACACGGUCCUUCAGCGGCAGUGAUCGGUCUAGUUUGCGUAGAUCUGUAUUAGCUCCUCAGCAGCCGCGUAUGUCUGCCAGUUUCUCUGGUAGGCCCACACCUAACCUAACCUAACCUAACAGGUUGUUGGUACUAGUUAGUUUCAUUUUAUCGUGGAGCAUUCAUGAUUUUCGUGAACAGACUUCGAUCUGGAUGGAGCAGUUAACCAACCAGUGUACAGUUGUAUAUGAAAAACUUCAUAUUAUCAGACGAUCAACACGAAACCCCAAGAGCCUCUAGUUGUACAGCAGGCGCGCGACGUGGGCUAAAGAAUAUUGCAAGCAGCGACAGCUGAGAAUUGUAAAAGUCGGGCGGGAUAAUUGAGGAUACGCCUUAGUUAGUUCAGAUAUCUUCCAACAAUAUCGGCUUCCUUUCUCGCAGGACCGGAACAGGCGCUAAUGAAAGAACAGAGAAA
Molecule: messenger RNA, 7966 nt
Organism: Amoebophrya sp. A25
Lineage: Eukaryota; Dinophyceae; Syndiniales; Amoebophryaceae
Source: the annotation of a GenBank genome assembly